Drosophila montana is the source of this 758-nucleotide messenger RNA. RefSeq lists its product as uncharacterized. The coding region runs from base 134 to 646 and encodes 170 amino acids. The transcript has a single exon. The record is from RefSeq and is a predicted model, not a curated record. Lineage: Eukaryota; Metazoa; Arthropoda; Insecta; Diptera; Drosophilidae.
AGUAAUAGUUGAAGUAUUGUAUAUUGUAUAAUAUAGUCCAAGCACGCCUUUCCCGAAAACAAUUGUCAAAUACUAAAUGAACUGGAGACUGUCUUACUGACUUUAACUUCAUCCCGUUGUAACCUAAAUAACUAUGCAGCCUUAUUGUAAAUACAACGACAAGAGUAAACGUUGCGUUACCUGGUUUAAUCAAGUCUGUGCCGACUGUCGCUCGCAGUUCCCGAAAAGCGGAGGUAAUCAACGCCUCAAGGAAGGUGGCCAGAAGUCGAAGGUUGGCCUCAUUAGCGCCGAGGAGUGCUACAGGUCGAUAAAAAGAAGCACCGAGCAACUGGCUACGGACAGUUACGAUAAGGAUGAAAUUUGGUGGAAAGUGCCGCUUAUUUUACUAGUUCUAGGCUGUAUCCUGGUAUUAUCAAUUGUCACCUGCCUGGUCUGCCAGAAGGUGGUAAUGAAGGUACAGGAACGGCUGUCACAGCAUGUUGAUUUCAAUGUUUGCGAACCCAAAAAGAAACGCAACGUUUGCCGGAGAAGAAGGAAGCCACCAUCGCCGCGGCCUAAUUCGUCCUUUGAUGAUCGAAAGUUCAGCUCCAAAUGCUCCUGCGCGCCAAAAUCGAUUAUCAGUCAACCAGCCUCAAGAUGUAAUUGAAAAAUUCCAAUUGAUGGUGGAAGGAAUCUCAGUUUACAUAUUCAUUUAUAAUAUGUCUAUAAACAAAAUGGUAUAUUUUGAUAUGUAAGUAUUCAAUUAAAACUGAAAUGGA